GGGUCACUUCAGCUGAGGAAGACCCUGGGAAACCGGGUCCAGUUGGGCAGAGUGCUCAGGGAGCUGACUGGACAGGCUCCAGGUGUUUACCUGCGCCCGUAGCGGUCAUGUAGAAGAGCAGAUUUAAUGUGAAGAUGGGACUGUUGGUGUUUAUGCGUAACCUGCUGCUAGCCCUCUGCCUCUUUCUGGUACUGGGAUUUCUGUACUAUUCCGCUUGGAAGUUGCACCUUCUCAGAUGGGAGGAUUCAAAUUCAGUGGUUCUUUCCUUUGACUCCGUUGGACAUACAAUAGGCUCAGGAAGGAGAGAGAGAAAAACUGUGGCUAUUGUGCUUCCGCUGUCCAGCCCAUCUCACCUUGCUGCAGACCCAGGAAAAGACAGAGCCCAGAAAGAACCCACAGAAACAAUGGCAGCUCCAGGCCCAGCCAUUCCCAAAUAUGACAAACUGGGCUUUCUCCUGAAUCUGGACUCCAAAUUGCCUCCAGAAUUGGCAUCAAAGUAUGCAAAUUUCUCUGAGGGAGUGUGCAAGCCAGGCUAUGCCUCAGCGCUCAUGACUGUCAUCUUCCCAAAGUUCUCGAAGCCGGCACCAAUGUUCUUGGAUGAUUCCUUCAGGAAAUGGGCACGUAUCAGGGACUUUGUACCCCCCUUUGGAAUUAAAGGACAAGAUAAUCUGAUCAAAGCCAUCCUGUCAGCAACCAAAGAUUACCGUCUAACUCCAGCUCUUGACAGUCUCAGCUGCCGGCGAUGUAUUAUUGUGGGAAAUGGUGGAGUACUUGCAAAUAAAUCAUUGGGGUUGAAAAUUGAUGACUAUGAUGUUGUUGUCAGGCUGAACUCGGCUCCAGUGAAAGGCUUUGAAAAGGAUGUGGGUGGCAAGACAACACUCCGGAUCACAUAUCCUGAAGGUGCAAUCCAGAAAAUGGAGCAGUAUGAGAAGGAUUCCCUGUUUGUUCUGGCAGGAUUCAAAUGGCAGGAUUUCAAGUGGCUGAAAUACAUUGUUUACAAGGAGAAAGUGAGUGCCUCUGAUGGCUUUUGGAAGUCAGUGGCAACCCGUGUCCCAAGAGAACCUCAUGAGAUACGUAUCCUGAAUCCCUACUUCAUCCAGGAAGCAGCUUUCAGCUUCAUUGGACUGCCUUUCAACAACGGCCUGAUGGGCAGAGGGAACAUCCCCACCUUGGGAAGCGUAGCAAUAACCAUGGCGCUCCACAACUGUGAUGAGGUGGCGGUAGCUGGGUUUGGCUAUGACAUGAGUUCACCCAAUGCACCCCUGCACUACUAUGAGACCAUCAAGAUGUCUGCCAUCAAAGAGUCUUGGACGCACAACAUCCAGCGGGAAAAGGAGUUUCUGAGGAAGCUGGUGAAAGCCCGAGUCAUCACUGACCUAACCAGUGGGAUUUGAGUGGCUGCAGCCACUGCCUCCAAGGGAGGAGAUGAAGACACGCUGCAGCUCUGGGAGCAGGCACUGGCAGCCCCCUGCAAGAAUCCCACCUCACUGAAGACACACAGAGAUGCCCAGGUGCUCUGGGAAGACCCUCUUGCAUUGCCAGUCUGCACGAGGGUUGCACCUGCCACCUCCAGGCCUAGAGCUGGCAGGAGGUGGGCAAGGGACUGAGUAGACAGUUCUUGAACUCUGCAUUGGAGACAGAUCUUCUGCAUCCUGAAUUAGACAGGAAAGACUCAGGAGAGAGAAGAAAGAUUUGUGAAUAAAAUGAUUUGUGCCAAAUGGGAGGUGAUGCUGCCCCAAGGCAGCAAUGCCUGAAUGUACAAAGUAUUAUUUUUUAAAAGACUGCUGGAAGCAUACUAGAAAUACCAAGGUACAAGGCAAAGCCUGCUUGUUCACAGCCCUGCAAAAGGCCUGGCCUCUUCAUGCUCCAUCUGCGUUGUCACCAGCCUCAGACCUUUCCCCAGGAAAACAAAUCCAUCCAAAACUUUGGUGUUGUUGGUGCUGCUAUAAUUCAAAGGGAGAAUAAUGGCUUCCUCUCAUUCUCCACUUGGAGCUUCUGAAUGGAGAUGAGCAUGGGUUUGUUUUUCUGUGUUUUUCCUUGCUUCCUCCACAGAGGCGGCAACAGCAGCAGCAGCCAUCAACUUGGCUGUGUUUUUCAUGGCCAUUUGCUCUGCCUCUGCCCUGACCCCGAGGUGGAGGGGGGAGCUGAUGGCUUUCUCCACCUCCCGCAGACCCUCCCCACCUUCCUGUCUGUCACGGUGUGGAGGAGCCUGCCUCGUUGUGCUCAAGGCUGUCAGGCCUCUUGGUUUGUGCCUGCUGUGCAGGGCCACCCUGGAGUCCGUGCACGUUGGUGUCACUGUUUCUGGACAGCAUCUUGCUUUGGUUUUGUGUGGGAGGGGAGUAAUUUGUUCUUUGGAAGGAGGUCAUAUCUUGAGCGGAGAUCUCAAGCUUUACAUUUUGAGAGCAGACCGCUGAAGAUGUUUGCUUUAUGUUCCAGACUCGAUCACGUUCCCUGUUUAAGCAACAUGUGACCUCAGUAAUGAUGGAUCCUCAUGGGAGCCCUCACCCUCCACUCGGCCCCUGCUCACGCCAUUUCCAAACUCCUCCCGUGCUGCUCUAGCACUGCUGCUCCUCUUGCUCUCAGGAGCACAUCCUUCCUUGGUCCCAAGAUGCAGUAUUUGCACAUUUGAUUUGUAUAAGUAUUUCAGAGGAGCUGGAAUAAGCUGAGCAACGUGGCCAAGUCUGAGGACAGCAGGGUGGUCUCCUCCGCUGGGAGGGUGCGGGCGGAAGGGGGAUCGCCAAGGGAAUGGUGGAAAUCGGCUCCCGUGCUCUCCUGGCCUGGAGCAGGCUGGGCUGCACCCACAGGGACUGUCCAAGUACCUGGGUGUCCAGGCACCAGCAUGCAGCCAGCCAGUGCUGAGGUCAGUGGAGGGGGAUCCCGAAGGGAUGCAGGUUGGGCUCGUGGUCCUGGCACUGGGUCUGAUGUAGCCCAAGGAUUGCAGUCUGUCUUACUCUGAGCUGAAGGGAGAGCGUGGCCCCAGCGUGGACGAGGGAUGCUGAGAGCAGGGCUUGCGUGGCUCCCCUGGGCUGCCUCUUCCCCCACUGACUUGUGGGGGGCUGUGACUUUGGAGCUGAGACCCUCGAGGGGGUGUGCAGGAAGGGCAGGCAGUGACACAGGUGUGGAGCAGAGGAGCAAACUGUACAGAAUGGUUUGAGACCAGGCUGCAGGCAGAGGCAGCUCUCAGGACAUGGGGCUGAGUGCUGCUUAUAGACCAGUGUGGGAUGCAUCCCUCAGGAACCUCUCCUGCAUGGUGUGCCUGUAGCAAAGGAGUUUACUCAGGGGCAAGUCCUGUCCAGCUUCUGGUUGUGGCUGCUGCUUGCCUUAUCAUCUGGGAGCACGUCAAGGAUUGUGUCUCUUCUGGCAUUCUCCUGUUCCCAUAUCCCUUUCCAUCCCUCUGGCCUCCCAAACAGGCAGUCCCUGCUCCCCCAGGGACAUUCCUCCCACCGGGAUAUUCUGUGAGGUUUCCAACAGGUUUUUGAGCAUAUGCUGUGGCAGAUACUCCUUUGAAGUCUCCCCCAAUUUCUUUUUCCUUCUCAAGGAGCCCAGGGGACGGGAUUUCCCUGGCUCUCACCUGGCGACACUCCCUUUGCAGUUUCUGUGUGUCAUCCUAGACCCAGGACUGUCAUCUGUAGAGUCCCAGUCAUGCUGGCAGUGGGGAUGCUUGGGCUGGACCUGGCUGAGGUUGUGGUUUGGGAAGCGCUGACACCUACUGCUCAGCCUUCCUGUCAUCCCAGCUUUCCACCACAGGGACAGGUCCUGAUGGGAAUUUGACCCUACAGACCAGGGAGAUGACUCCAAGCCCUUCCUUCCACCUUGGUGGGAGUCUCCCGGCAGAAAUGCCUAGGCUGACUAGAUGAAUGCAUGGCCCAGGGUGACUGUGGUGGCUCAGGACCACCUGCAAGUAGAAGGAAAGAGUGUUUGGGGGCCAAGGCUCCCCUCUAGCUCGCUGACAGCACGGAGCAGCCCCCCGGCUGGGUGACGGAGCAGUGUGCAGCACUGGGUUUCACUGCUGGAUGCUGUUCCUUUGGCUGCCUCCCUGUGUGCACCUGCAGCCACCUCCCGUUCCCUGAGACGCUGCAGUCCUGCCAGCUCGGAGCGGUGCACGCGGGUCAGAGCACGGUCAGUGGGACGGAUGUGAGUCUUGGCCUCUCCCUUGCAGUGACUCACCUUGUCAGAUCGGAAGGGAGAGCCCAGGGGAAUUCUCCACAGCCUAAAUAUAGAGCGGGGUUGCCUGGUGCCUCCGAUGCGCUGCAGUGCAGAAAGGCCGCUCGGGUGGCGGGGAACCUGCCCAGGGACACGCAGGAGGUCGGGAGCCAGCGCCCACAGCGGGUUUCACUCUGACCAGUGUGGAGGGCAGAUCUGGGGAGCUGCAGGGCAGCCAGCACAUGCUGCUCCAGGGGAGGGGGCUGCCAGAGAGCUGCUAGUGCUGCACUGAUGACACCCUGAGCACAGGCUGCUGGUGCAUUUGUGGUGUACAGCCCUACGCAGUGCCCACCACCCUGGCGUCAGGCUCCUGCCACCAGUUCGCCCCGUUAGGGCUGGCUGUGCCAUGUCCUCAAGCUCACACGUGCCAAAGGGAAGCACCGUGGCCAGGGAGCACAAGGCAACAGUGGGAUCCAAUCCAACAUUUCUCAGCCCAGUGUCUCUGGGCUUCCAGGAUCUCCUUUCCUCGGAGGGAGCAGUGGGGAGGCCCUGCCUGGCCAUGCUGUGCUACCCCUCAUUAUGGGCACUGCUGGGAGUGGGGGAGAGUGUCAGGACAGGGCCAUCUGUGUCAAACGGGGGCAGUCAGGCUGGGUAUGGGCAGCACUGGACAUGGGCAAGGGCUUCCAGAGUGCCUGGCAGGGAGGUGGCCACCACGCCGAGCUCCACCGGUACCACCAGUGCCGUCGGUCCGAGCAUGUGUCACUCGCAGUAUUAGAGACGUGUCCUUCAGUGCAGGACACCCUUUUGGGGCCACUACCCAGCUCCUCUGGGCUCUGGCUCUUCUCACAGCCUGCACGGGGACUCGCAAAGGCCAGUGCGUUUGCCGGUACUGUACCAAGCUGAGAUGCAAGAACUCAAUGAGUUUUUAAAAUUAGUUUUAGUUUCUGCAUUUUUUUUUAAUUUCCCCUCUAGGCAGGGAGGGCAAGAGUCUUGCAGGCUCCUCCAAGCCGGCUUAUGUCACGUCAAUUCAGUCAUAUCACAGAAGCAAUAAAGCUAUCAAACAAG
This is a messenger RNA of Pipra filicauda (Wire-tailed manakin), 5208 nucleotides long. It is a transcript of the gene ST3GAL3, whose product is annotated as ST3 beta-galactoside alpha-2,3-sialyltransferase 3. Gene Ontology annotation, molecular function: sialyltransferase activity. The transcript is spliced from 13 exons. NCBI's taxonomy places the organism in Eukaryota, Metazoa, Chordata, Aves, Passeriformes, Pipridae. The record is from RefSeq and is a predicted model, not a curated record. The coding region runs from base 135 to 1394 and encodes 419 amino acids.